Sesamum indicum (sesame) is the source of this 1833-nucleotide messenger RNA. RefSeq names its product putative pectinesterase/pectinesterase inhibitor 59. Gene Ontology annotation, biological process: cell wall modification. The record is from RefSeq and is a predicted model, not a curated record. Gene Ontology annotation, molecular function: pectinesterase activity; enzyme inhibitor activity. NCBI's taxonomy places the organism in Eukaryota, Viridiplantae, Streptophyta, Magnoliopsida, Lamiales, Pedaliaceae.
AAAUUCGUUCAAGAAUCUUAACGCUAAUUCAUAUUCGUGGCUAAUACAUUAAACCCUUCAAGACUAUGAUAACUACUAUAAUGUCCAAAUUCUACUUCUUCUUCUUCUUUUUCUUUGUUUUCUUCGUUUUGGCAGAUGGUGAAAUUACGAAUAAACGCAUUCGUCGGUGGUGCAGCACCGUCCCGCACCCGGAGCCCUGCAACUACAUCAUGGGUCGAGACCCUGGGCGAUUCGACCCCAAAACCCUCGAGGAUUUCCGGGCCAUGACGAUCCAAGCAGCCAUGGAGCGAGCCGUGGAGUUGAAAAGCCACGUCGAGAAGCUUGGCUCCACGGGAAAGAGCAAAAGAAAGAACAUCGUGUUUAGAGACUGCGAAAAUCUCAUUGACAGCACCAUCCUCCAAUUAAACACCACUUUGCACAGCAUAAAAACGAACUCGAGCUUCACGGAUUCCGACGCGCAAACAUGGCUCAGCUCAGCCCUGACCAACAUCGAAAUCUGCCGGUCAGGUUCCGACGAGCUGAAAUUCUGGAAAUUCAGCUCCCCGAUUUUGUCGGGUAAUCUUUCAGAGCUGAUAAGCAAUAGCCUCGCGGUAAAUGGGGCUCUCUCGGGCAACUCCUCAACGAAUUACGACACGAAUAAUCAUGGGUUUCCGGGUUGGGUGACGCCAGGUGACCGUAAACUUUUGCAGGAUGUGGGUCUGGCGACGGCGUCGAAGGCGAAUGUCAUCGUGUCGAAGGACGGGCCAGGCGAUUUCAGGUCCAUUCAGGAGGCAAUAAACUAUGCGGUAGACAAUCGGGUCGGGGACGGGCGGGUGGUUGUGUACGUGAAGAAGGGGGUUUACGAGGAGAAUAUAUUGAUAAACCGGACGAUGAAUAAGGUGACGCUGGUGGGUGAUGGAGUGAGGUAUACUGUGAUCACCGGCAACCGGAGCGUCUCCGCCGGUUUCACGACGUACAGCUCUGCUACUGUGGGGGUUGAUGGCUCCGGAUUCAUGGCCCGUGGAAUCACAUUCCGGAACACCGCCGGGCCAGAAGGCGGGCAGGCAGUAGCCUUCCGGUCAGCCUCCGACCUCUCCCUCUUCUACGCCUGCAGCUUUGAAGGCUACCAAGACACGAUUUUUGCUCAAUCCCAGCGCCAGUUCUAUAAGUCGUGUUACAUAUACGGCACCAUCGACUUCAUCUUUGGAAACGCCGCCGUCGUGUUCCAGAGCUGCGUCAUCUACGUCAGAAAGCCUUUACUCGGUCAGGCUAACAUCAUCACUGCCCAGGGUCGGGGAGACCCAUUUCAGAACACGGGAAUCUCGAUCCAGUACUGCCGGAUCCUUGCUGCCCCGGACCUUAAACCCGUUUUGGGUUCGUUUAAGACUUAUUUAGGCCGACCUUGGCAAGAGUUUUCCCGGACCGUAAUCAUGAAGACUUAUCUUGAUGAUUUGGUCGACCCGGAGGGCUGGUCAAGCUGGGCCAACUCUGACUUCGCAUUGAGUACCUUGUAUUACGGGGAGUACCAAAACUUCGGGCCGGCAGCUCCUACGGACAAUCGGGUUAAGUGGCCAGGUUACCAUAUUAUAACGAGCCCGAAUGAGGCAGCCCCAUUCACAGUUACGGGUCUAAUAUCGGGUCGGGGAUGGCUGCCUGGUACGGGUGUUCCGUUUAUUGCCGGGCUGUGAGUGUGCGUGUGUACCUGCUGAUGUGGAAUUCUUUUAUUUGUUAAUUAAUUUGUAAAUACAAUGUUAUGCAAUUAUGACAGAUACUUUAAUUUCUUAAUUUAUUUUAAUGUAUGAAAAUGAUGUAAUUAUUCUUUCGGUUGCACACUUGGAAAUGGAACUAAUUUAA